UUUUCGAUAAUUCGAUUUUGCGCUAUGUAGACUUGACUUUUAUGUCAAUGUCAAUCGUUGACUAUUGUUGAAGUCUGUUAUUUACGAAAUAUCGAUUUUAUAAUCUAUAAAAACUAUAAAGUUUCCAAGAUAUUUAUGUUGAUUUUGUGUUAGAAUUUAAACAUAUUAAAUUCGUUUUCAAUCAAUAAAUAUUAUCGAAUCGAUAAAAAGAAUAUUCUAUUUGAUAUUAAUAAAUUUGACAUACACAAAAAAUGGCAACGGUAGUAAACAAUGGAACAAAAAAACAAGUUAACGCUAACAAUCCCACUGCUGUGCGAAAGAAAUCUGGUCCUAGAUUUGAAUUAUCAGAAGAGCAAAACAGAGAUAUAAAGGAAGCUUUUGAUUUAUUUGAUACGGAAAAUACUGGAAAGAUAGACACCAAGGAAUUGAAAGUGGCCAUUCGGGCAUUAGGUUUUGAACCAAAAAAGGAGGAAAUAAAAAAAAUGAUUGCCGAAAUUGACAAGGGCGAUGGAAAGGUAUCAUUUGAAGAUUUCCUUGAAUUAAUGACUGUAAAAAUGGCUGAAAAAGAUACAAAAGAAGAAAUAAUGAAAGCAUUUAAACUGUUUGAUGAUGAUGAAACAGGUAAAAUAUCUUUCAAAAAUCUUAAGCGAGUUGCAAAAGAAUUGGGAGAAAAUUUGACAGAUGAGGAAUUACAUGAAAUGAUAGAUGAAGCAGACAGAGAUGGUGAUGGUGAAAUAAAUCAAGAAGAAUUCUUGCGUAUUAUGAAAAAAACGAGUCUCUACUAGACAAUCUUAUCAUAUUCAUAUGGUAUAAGCACACAACGGAAUAUAAAGCACACAUGAUAAAUAUUGAUAACAAGUCCAGAGUUAAAAAGAUCAUCAGAAAUCGGAUUUGGUAUUAUUAUUUUAUUGAUAACUUUUGGCAUUACGGAAGACUGUUUUUAUUUUAAGUAAUUUUAAUGUCAGCAUUUAUUUUAAAAAUGUACAUGAUGUUAUCAUUAGUUUUUCAUUAUACAUGCAAUCUACCUACUACUUAAUAUUAAAUAAUUUCUUGAAUUUUU
This is a messenger RNA of Zerene cesonia (dogface butterfly), 1060 nucleotides long. Its product is annotated as caltractin-like. The transcript has 3 exons. Gene Ontology annotation, biological process: mitotic cell cycle; centriole replication. Gene Ontology annotation, cellular component: centrosome; centriole. The coding region runs from base 252 to 785 and encodes 177 amino acids. Gene Ontology annotation, molecular function: calcium ion binding. Lineage: Eukaryota; Metazoa; Arthropoda; Insecta; Lepidoptera; Pieridae. The record is from RefSeq and is a predicted model, not a curated record.